CUCGCUUACACGCGCAAAGUCCCCUCUUCGCACACACUAGGGCUGGUACCACCCACUCGUCAUUUUCCGCACGAUCUGAAUCUUGACUUGGAAAAAUCUCACCGGACAAGCACAGUCAAACCACAGCAGCAAUGGCCAAAUCAAAGAACUCGUCCCAGCACAACCAGUCGCGCAAGGCGCACCGUAACGGCAUCAAGAAGCCCAAGACUUCGAGAUACCCUUCCCUCAAGGGAACCGACCCCAAGUUCCGCCGAAACCACAGACAUGCUCUUCACGGCACCAUGAAGGCUCUGAAGGAGCUCAAGGAGGGCAAGCGCGAGACCGCAUAAACGCAUUUCGAUUUAGCAGGUGGUAAAAAAAAGGGGAUCUUUGCAAAGUUUCAGGUCAAUUGGCCGCAGCUUAAACCAUUAGACGCGAUUUGCGCAGGAAUUGAUACCUCGCCGGC
Messenger RNA from Trichoderma harzianum CBS 226.95, 445 nucleotides. RefSeq lists its product as hypothetical. The transcript is spliced from 4 exons. Gene Ontology annotation, molecular function: structural constituent of ribosome. The coding region runs from base 132 to 329 and encodes 65 amino acids. Gene Ontology annotation, biological process: cytoplasmic translation. Lineage: Eukaryota; Fungi; Ascomycota; Sordariomycetes; Hypocreales; Hypocreaceae. Gene Ontology annotation, cellular component: cytosolic large ribosomal subunit; ribosome. The record is from RefSeq and is a predicted model, not a curated record.